This is a messenger RNA of Enterospora canceri, 306 nucleotides long. NCBI's taxonomy places the organism in Eukaryota, Fungi, Microsporidia, Enterocytozoonidae. The record is from the annotation of a GenBank genome assembly.
AUGGCACCAAAAAACAGGCACAGUUUGAAGAAGGCUUCACAGGAAAAGAAGAAGCUGGAAGAAUGCACGAAGGAGGAGCCAACGAAGCAGAAGUCCAAGAAUUCAGCCAAAGCAGAAGAACUCAACAAGAAUCAAAAUGCAAGUGAAAAACAAAAGCAAACAAGCAUAAAGAAAGAAGGUGAAUUGAAUAAGCUUCUUUCUGGAUUCAAGAAGGAGAAGGAGUCCGAACCUGUACAAAUCAAGCGGGAGGAAAACAAGAGCAAAUUCAAGCAAUUUCUUGUAAGAAUAAGCAAGUUCUUCAAGUAG